CAUGCACACGAACGCUCAUACCAAUGACAAACUUAGUUGGUCUCUAAGGUGCUACUGGAAGGAAUUUCUUUAUUUUAUAUUUUGUUUCUUUUUAUGUGGGAUAAUUUUCUUUUUAAAGCUUCCUCCCAUGGUUGCCUUUUAAGCCAAACAUUGGAAAUGGGGUAGAGAGAGGCUUCUUAGCGCUCUCCCCAUAUGCCCUUUUCCUUGCUGUAAAUGCCUCCCAGCUGCUUUUAGAUAAAAUACAGAUAACUGUAGGUAGUCUUUUCUUUCUUUUCCCCCCCUAAAGGGUGUAAACCAUGGGUAUGCAAACUAUGGCCCGGGGGCUGGGGCUGGCCCAAUCGCCUUCUAAAUUGGCCCGUGGUAUGGGAAUCAGCAUGUUUUUACAUGAGUAGAAUGUGUCCUUUUAUUUAAAAUGCAUCUGGGUUAUUUGUGGGGCAUGGGAAUUCGUUCAUUUCCCAUCCCCACCCCCACAAAUAUAGUCUGGCCCCCCACAAGAUCUGAGGGACAGUGGACUGGCCCCCUGCUGAAAAAGUUUGCUGACCCCUGGUGUAAACACACUUUGGGGAGAAGGUGGUACAUAGGUUGCAGGGUGGAGGUGGGGGGAGAAUUGCAUGAGGUGAAAGGGUUGAGAAAAGUGGAAAGUCUGUUCCAUUUUUGUUUUUACUUUCGCCGCCCUCCAAGCAAGAAUGAAACUGCAUGGCCUGCCGUUAAGAGGGCUUGUCUCAAAACGCUCCUCAAUUUGUACUAAUGCUUUUAUUGCCCAUCUAGUGCCAUUAUGAGAGAAUUAUUUGAAGGGCAAUGUUUGUGAAUUAUGCCAGGCGGUGUUGGAAUGCUGUAAUGGGUACCAAUAUGAGUUAAAUAUAGCAUUUGAUUAUUAUGGGUUAGCGCUAAGUCUCCAACCUUUCAGCUUGUUCUUACAAGUUACUCACUGGCCCUGUUCUACUCCAAUAAUGCCUCUUGCUCCUCUGGAUGGAAGAUAAAGAGGGGUGUGUGAGCGUGUAUAGAAACAAAUGUACUGUAUAAAGCUAUGGUUUGCGUUAGUGCUCUGCCCACCUCUGCUUCUGUCCCUGCCCACCGCUGGCACUCAGGCCCCAGAAGGUUGCCCAGAAAGGAAUGUGGCCCUCAAUCUGCUAAAAGGUUUCUGACUCCUGAUCUGGAUGUUCCCCAUGAACCAGACCCUUCCCAUAAUUACCCAGGCAAUCAAGAACUGUAACUGAAAAGGCCCUGGCAUGUGGACUUGUGAUAUAUUUACAGCAGGAGAGAUUUAUGUGUACUCCUUUCUUUGGCUCCAACUCGUUUGAUAAAGGUCUGGAAGGGAGUGGAAGAGGUCGGGCAGAUCUAUUGAUUUGAGGGAUUGGAUAUAUUGGAUGGCGGAGAACCGAUUAGUCUUGCAGGAUGAUGCUUGGAUCGGAAGGGAGUUUGGAAUCACAGAGGCAUUUGCUGGUACAGAAGGAAUACUGACUUACUGGGACAGCAGAGAGCAACUCAGUAAAAAAAAGAAAGCACAAGGAUUUUAUGGACUGCUGCGCAAAAAUCUAUGGAGAGAGACCCACGCCCACACAUUUAAUAAUUAACAGGAAAUCUUAUCUUGCUUCAUAUUCGCUCACGUUCCUGAGUGGAACAGGAAGUAAAGUAUCACUUCUGCACAACCACACAGUUCAUUGAGCAGCAAUGCUUAUUUCAAAGCUGAUACCUGCCCUGACCGAAGAUUUGGCCUCCGUCUAAUACCCUCCAGCAAUUUUGUUGCUCAAAACACUUUCUACGUUCCCUAGUUCUAGUUACAGGUAGGUAGCCGUGUUGGUCUGAUGUAGUCGAAACAAAAUUAAAAAAUUUCUUCCAGUAGCACCUUAAGAGACCAACGAAGUUUGUCGUUGGUAUGAGCUUUCGUGUGCAUGCACACUUCUUCAGAUACACUGAAACGGAAGUCACCAAACCCUUAUAUAUAGUGAGAGGGUGGGGAGGGGUAUUACUCAGAAGGGUGGUGGGAAUGGGUGAUUGGCUGAUAGGUGUGGUAAACCUGUUGAUGACUGUUAACAACGGCAAUUGGUCUUACAGGAAAAAGCAAGGGGUGAGAUGGCUAAAAAUAUAGCUUUAUCAUGUAUAAUGAGAUAAGAAUCCAAUGUCUCUAUUCAGACCAGGUCUCUCCAUGGUUUUAAGUUUGGUAAUAAGUUGCAAUUCAGCAACUUCUCUUUCCAGUCUAUUUCUUAAAUUCUUUUGUAACAAGACAACUACUUUGAGAUCUUGUAUAGAAUGUCCUGGGAGACUGAAGUGUUCUCCUACUGGCUUCUCUGUCUUGUGAUUCCUGAUGUCAGAUUUAUGUCGAUUUAUCCUUUGGCAUAGGGUUUGAUCUGUUUGUCCAGUGCUGAGGGGCACUGUUGGCAUUUGAUGGCAUACACAAUGUUAGAAGAUGAGCAAUUAAAUAGUCCUGAGAUGGUAUGUUUGAUGUUGUUGGGGCCAGUAAUGGUUUUGUCCGAGUGUAUGUGGCAGCAAAGUUGGCAUCUGGGUUUAUUGCAGGCUCUGGUACCAGUGUCCAUGUUAAGUCUGGUGGUGGUAUUAUUGUGGGUGAGGAGUUUAAGAUUGGGUGGUUGCCUGUAGGCAAUGAAAGGUCUUCCUCCCAGAGCUUGAGAAAGAGAACUGUCAUUGUCUAGGAGAGGUUGUAGAUCUCUGGUGAUGCGUUGUACUGUUUUAACUUGGGAGCUGUGUGUGAUUACUAGUGGUGUUCUGUUAUUUUCUUUUUUGGGUCUGUCUUGCAGCAAGUUCUCUCUGGGUAUCAGUCUGGCUCUGCUGACCUGUUGUUUAACUUCAUCGGGCAGAUAUUUUAGUUCUAAGGUUUUCUGUAGAUCUCUUAGGUGAGUCUCUGUCUGUAGAGUUGGAACAGAUGUGGCUGUAACAUAGGGCCUGGCUAUAUACAAUGGGUUGUUUGGUAUGUUUGGGAUGGUAGCUAGAAGCAUGUAGAUAUGUUUGUCGGUCAGUUCCCUAGUGUAAUAAACAAAAUCUGCCCUUAUUUCCCAUAUGGGCUAUACAAGAGCCCUUAUAGGGUCCUUUGUAGGUUCUCCAUCGGUAAGAGAAAAUAAGAGAGGCCAACCAGAGAAUAUUGAGAAGCAAAGCAGCUAGUAAGCCUGAUCUUUAUUGAACUGUUGCAACAGGCUGCUCCCCUCCCAGGCAGGAGAAAGGAGGAGGACCCCAAACAAAGGUGUGCCUUCCCUUAUAUAGACAUUUUGAAAUUCCCUGCCCUGGAGCUCAAGCCCACCCCCUCCAUACAUCAUUCAUCAUACAUCACAGAAGGGGUGUAGCUCAAGACCACCCCCCAGAUACAUCAUACCUACAUCACAGAAAAGGCGGUCUACAACAUAAAUCUGAAUCAAAAUUUUAAAAAUCCUUCCAGUAGUUGGGUCUCUAAGGUGCUACUGGAAGGAUUUUUUUAUUUUGUUUUGACUGUAUCAGACCAACACGGCUACCUACCUGUAAUAAAUUUGAAUGUUGUUGUUUUUCCAGUCUGCCACUUAUUUCCUGAGACAAUGGGAAGGUUCCCUCACCCCCUCCCUCCUUGCAGAGAAACAUUUGGUGAAACCUACAUAAGAUCUGGACUCCGGACUUUUGUUCCAGCCCAGGAAACAUGAAACUUCAGAAACUGGUCUUAUCUGUCCUUGCACUUACCUUUAGCACCAUUUCUUUAUUUAUCGGGGUUCUGAUCGGGAAAGGCCCAAACCACUACCUUCCGUAUUAUCUUCCAUGCCCAGAUCUCUUUGCUUUGAAACUACAGUACAGAGAGGAGAAUUCGCACCAGCUUUUCCCACAAUUCUUUUAUCCACAGCCAGAGUCUGUGCAACAGACGCGCUCUGAUGUGCUCACAGUGACUCCGUGGCUGGCCCCCAUUGUCUGGGAGGGGACAUUCAGCCCCGAAAUCUUGGACAGCAUCUAUAAGCCUUUGAACCUUACCAUUGGACUAACUGCCUUCGUUGUUGGAAAGUACAUACGAUUUGCAAGCCGUUUUUUGGAGUCAGCUGAACAGUACUUCAUGGUGGGAUACAAUGUGAACUAUUACAUCUUCACAGACAACCCCAAAGACCUCUCCGUUGUCCACCUGCAGCCUGGGAGAACCCUCCACCUCAUCCCUAUAAAGAAACAUGCCCACUGGCAAGAAAUCUCCAUGCGCAGGAUGGAGAUCAUAAGCCGUCACAUCUCAGAUACAGCCCACCGAGAGGUGGACUAUCUCUUCUGCCUGGACAUUGAUAUGUUGUUUCAGAACCCGUGGGGCCCAGAGACCUUGGGGGAGAUGGUGGCCGUGAUCCACCCAGGUUACUACAAGGUCUCUCGGAGAGCAUUCCCAUAUGAGAGGAGAACUGCUUCCAUGGCCUACAUCUCUCAGGAAGAAGGAGACUUCUACUAUGGAGGGGCGGCCUUUGGAGGCCUGGUCAAGAAUGUCUACGAGUUCACCAGGGCUUGCCACAUGGCCAUAUUGGCAGACAAGGCCAACGGCAUCGUGGCAGCUUGGCAGGAGGAGAGCCAUCUGAACAGGCACUUCCUUUCCCGGAAGCCUUCAAAGCUCCUCUCUCCGGAGUACCUUUGGGAUGACACAAAGUCAAAACCACCUGAGCUGAGACUCAUACGGGUCUCGUCCGUGAGCAAGAAUUAUAGGGAGGUCAGGGACUGACCCUGGUUGGGUCCAUCCUGGCCUCACUGAGUAUUUCUGGGCAGAGGUCUCCUGGGGAUCAAAUUAUUUGGACCUGCAGAUCCAUUGCAGGGUUGGCAAAAUCAGACAGGUCCUCCAACCCCUGCCGAGAGUGCAGGCAGUAGGCUCAGAUCUCACCCAGCCCACAGAACUUAUAAAGUAGCUUUAGAUCAAGCCACUGUUGUUUUGCUGUCAUCACCCACUUGCAAAAUAGGGAUGGUAAUACUUUCCUACCUCAUUUUAGGUUUCUAUUCCUCUCACUGUCAGGUCACAUGCCUGUGUUAUGCAUUCCAGCAAAGAUUGUUGGAAUCACAGGAGCGGAUGUUUGCUGUAUUCUGUUUCCAUUUGUUUUUUCCUUCUUCCGACUUCUCUCAGCCAGAGGAGACAUGUUUUCUUGUGUUCUGCCUUACGCUUAAUAAAGCAGCUUUUAGUACACAACCUCAGCCUGGCUCCGUCUGCGUUUUAUCUCUGCUGGACUCUGAAUAUGUGCUCAGUGUCCCCAAGACAUGGGUCGUAAUAAAUUGUUGGGAAGGGCUGUCGGAACUCCUUAGAGCUGCACGCUGAACGCUGAUGGGAGAGACGGGCUGGAUUCGUUCCUGCAUUAUGCCUGUGGAUCGUUCCUGCCCCCGGCUGACCCGACACCUCAGAGGGCAGAUCUUCUAGGUGAAGGGGCUUAAGAUAUGGAUACGCUUGUACCCCUUCCAAUCUGCGCCCCAUCCCAAGGGACGAAGGUAGGGUGAGCAAGGACUACUCCCCUCCAUCACUGGUGUUGUGCAAUGCCAGUUCUAUAGGCAACAAAACCGCCACCCUGUGAGUUUUCUUUACCUCAAAGGGGAUUGACCUGGCUUGUGUGACAGAGACCUGGGUGUGCGAAGGGGAAACAGUUACCUCACGAGAGAUGGCGGCCCCCGGGUUUCUCCGUCC
This is a messenger RNA of Zootoca vivipara (common lizard), 5596 nucleotides long. NCBI's taxonomy places the organism in Eukaryota, Metazoa, Chordata, Lepidosauria, Squamata, Lacertidae. The record is from RefSeq and is a predicted model, not a curated record.